AUGGUCAAACCUGGAUCUGCAGUGCCAGAAAAAAUAAGAGAGAGCACAAGAUUUUAUCCUUACUUUAAGGAUUGCAUUGGAGCUAUUGAUGGCACUCACAUUCCAGUUAUGGUGUCUGGGCAAGAUAUUAACAGUUAUCGUAACCGUCAUGGAGAAAUUUCUCAAAAUGUUUUAGCAGCUUGUAACUUUGAUUUAGAAUUUAUAUAUGUACUCAGUGGGUGGGAGGGGUCUGCCCAUGAUUCACUUGUGUUGACAGAUGCUUUAUCAAGAAAUAAUGGCUUAAUCCCAUCAUCUUCAUCAGAACAAAUUUAUGAAGAUGACAACUUUGAUCAAUUAUUUUCUCAAGAACAACAACAAGCGAAUGCUAACUCAUGGAGAGAGAGUAUAGCCAAUCAAAUGUGGAGUGAUAUUGAUCAUGUUGUCAAUAAAUCUCUUCAUUGCCGCCAACGCAGUGAGAGCCCACAGAAAUCUGAGGACAUCUGUCCUUGUGGACAUUCUGUGUCCAUAAACGGGCAGCUGAUUGCAGCUAGCGAUCGUUGUCCAAUAGGAGUUGCUGAACUGGUGCGAGCCAUUUAUGGACAGUGA
Messenger RNA from Zingiber officinale, 585 nucleotides. RefSeq lists its product as uncharacterized. NCBI's taxonomy places the organism in Eukaryota, Viridiplantae, Streptophyta, Magnoliopsida, Zingiberales, Zingiberaceae. The coding region runs from base 1 to 585 and encodes 194 amino acids. The record is from RefSeq and is a predicted model, not a curated record. The transcript has 6 exons.